CCGGGCACCAUGGCGGCGGCGGCGGCGGCGGAGGGGCCGGCGGGGCGGCGGGGCCGGGGGCCGGAGCCGGGGCCGGGGCCGGGCAGCCCGGCGGGGCGGCCGGGGGCCGAGGGCUCCCCCGGGGGCGGCCGCCGCGUCUUCAGCCCCGCCGGGGAGUUCCGCGAGUUCUCCCGGCGGCAGCUCCGCGACAUGGAGCGGCUCUUCCGACAGUACGAUGCAGGGAAAGAUGGCUUCAUUGACCUGAUGGAGCUGAAGCUGAUGAUGGAGAAGCUGGGGGCUCCGCAGACGCACCUGGGCCUGAAGAACAUGAUCAAGGAAGUGGACGAGGACCUGGACAGCAAGCUGAGCUUUCGGGAGUUCCUGCUGAUUUUCCGCAAGGCAGCAGCGGGCGAGCUGCAGGAGGACAGCGGGCUGCACGCCCUGGCCCGGCUCUCCGAGAUCGAUGUCUCCACGGAGGGGGUGAAGGGCGCCAAGAGCUUCUUUGAGGCCAAGGUGCAAGCCAUCCAUGAUGCCAGCCGCUUCGAGGAGGAGAUCAAGGCAGAGCAGGAGGAGAAGAAGAAGCAGGCGGAGGAGCUGAAGCAGAGGAAGGCGGCAUUCAAGGAGCUGCAGUCCACCUUCAAGCAGUGACGGGCACCGGCGCGGGGCUGGGCAGGACUGGGCUGCGGUGCCCGAGCUGGGAAGGCCGUGUGGGCCGAGCGGCCGGGAGCGCUGCCCGAGCCACGUGUCACCUGUGAAUCCCGACGGGCAGGCUCGGGGCCGGGCUCAGCACACCAGCACCAGCCACUUGGCCCUGGCUCCCCGUCUCCUUGCUGUGGUGUCUGUCCGUCUUGUUUGUGCUCCCCUGUGUCCCCAGCGUGUCCCCCUGCCGAGCUGCUCCCGCCCCAAAGGGCAGCAGCACCCCGUCCCCUGCCAGGGGUUGCUGCUGCUGGGGCCCCUGUCCCUGGGCUGUCGUGCGUGGCGCAUGCACUGUGAGCUUUGUAGGGGGGGGGGCUACCCGGGUGGGUGUCACAGUGGCCGUGCUGGCUCGGUGCCCGUUGGCCACUGCUGGCCAUGGUCUCUGUGCCCGGCACACUGCCGGUGAGCGUGGCGAAGGCCAGGUGCCGGCAGAGGGGCUCUGUGCGUGUGUGGGCACCCAGGGUCGGUGCCCACCCCGCGGGUGCAGCCCCCAGGGGGCUGAGCGCCGUGGCCCCCACCUGCCUGUGUCGGGGGGCAGCUGCUGGCUCACCAAGCUGCGUUACGGUUGCGUGCGCCAUGUCCAGCCCAGGAGGGCGAGUGGUGGAGCCUCCCGUCGGGCGACUGAGUCUCCCAUGUUUGGGGGGGAGGGGGGGGGUGGCUGUGAAGAGGCACAUCUGUCCCGCCGUGUCCCCUGAGCAGCGGUGCUGGGGGAGGGAGCUGUGUUUUGGUUUUUUUUUUAAUUUUAAUCCCAAAUAAAUAUUAUAUUUCGUAAGCA
This is a messenger RNA of Falco peregrinus (peregrine falcon), 1450 nucleotides long. It is a transcript of the gene EFHD2, whose product is annotated as EF-hand domain family member D2. The transcript is spliced from 4 exons. Gene Ontology annotation, molecular function: calcium ion binding. NCBI's taxonomy places the organism in Eukaryota, Metazoa, Chordata, Aves, Falconiformes, Falconidae. The record is from RefSeq and is a predicted model, not a curated record. Bases 10 to 627 code for a protein of 205 amino acids.